Molecule: messenger RNA, 2934 nt
Organism: Phytophthora sojae
Lineage: Eukaryota; Oomycota; Peronosporomycetes; Peronosporales; Peronosporaceae
Exons: 1
Coding region: 1-2934 (977 amino acids)
Source: RefSeq, a predicted model, not a curated record
AUGGGGCGGAAUCUCAAGGGCAAGGGGGCCAAGGCGGGCGUGGCCGCGCAGCAGAAGCGGCGCAAGAAGUCGGCGCUGGGCGCGGGCGGCAGCAGCCCGGCGCUGUCGGCCUCGUCCUCCUCGGGGGGCACGUCCACGCCCGGCCACCGCGAGUGCGAGCAGUGCGGCAACAGCAUGCUGCUGGAGGGCGUGGCCAAGGCCUGGCCCGUGGGCAAGAAGAGCGUGGCGUCCACGGGCUGCCAGAUCUGCGACUUCGUGGCCUUCCGGCGCGCGCAGCGGCCCUGCGUGCAGUGCGCGCGCACGGGCUGCGACCACUUCUGCGAGUGGUGCGGCAAGGGCUUCCACGCCAAGUGCGCCAAGCUGCGCAACGAGGACGUGGGCAACCCCAACGGCUUCUGCUGCCACAAGUGCGAGUCCGAGCAGAGCGAGGGCCACGACACGGACGAGGACGAGGCCAAGGCGGACGAGAGCGACGAGGAGGACGUCGGCUCGCGCUGCGGCAGCUGCCGCCUGCCGUUCUCCACGACGGCCAAGGAGCCAGAGGUGUCCACGGGCUUUAAGGUCAACCAGGCGGUGCUCGUGGACAACGACGAGGUGCUGUAUAACGCACUGAUCACCGAGGUGGACACCAAGGGCGAGCGCAUUAAGAUCCACUUCACGCGCUGGAGCAAGUCGUUCGACGACUGGUACGCGAUGGACGACGAGCACAUUAACGAGAGUCUGGCGUGCGACUGCUGCAACAAUUGGUUCCAUAUCGGCUGUCUGCCGCCGAUUAAGAGCUCCGGAAGGUGGAAAGACUCGACGUACGUGUGUCCGAGGUGUAUUGACGACGCGCGCGCCUUCCACAACGGCAACCGGUCGGUUCUAAAGGCGAAGGCGGCGUAUAUCUCGACGAGCAACGCGAUUGCGAAGGCUGCGAAGAAGGUGACGUCACCGAAAGAGAGCGAAACGGCUGCGGAGGCGGUUGCGAAGACUAAGAAGCUCAGCAAGGCGGUUGUGGUCAUGGACGACGAUGACGAAGACAUGGAGGAGAAGAAGGAGGACAACGACGACGAAGACAUGGAGGAGAAGAAGGAGGACAACGACGACGACGAGGGGGAGCCCGACAGGGAAGUCGAGGUCAAGAUCGCGAAGGCACCGGCGAAAAAGAAGCGAAAACUGUCAGAAGUGGGCGAUUCCCCUGCGAAUGCGCGUGCGAAAGAGACUGCGAAUGAAAAGAUGGAAGAUAGCGGGGGGAAUGCUCAAUCCGAGUCGAAUUGCGCGAAGCCUGCGCCAGCGAAAAGAUCAAGCCCUGCUGCGUCCCCCUCUAAAGCUGAUUCACCAGCGUCAGAAGCGAAAACGACCGAUGCUGCGAAGACUAGCCCGACUGCGACCACCACAAAGGAAAAGGCAAAUGCUGGCGUCAAAGCGGAUGAAUCUACGACGCCGGAUGCGAAGGCUGCUGCGAUGAUGCACGCGUCUCCAGAGCACACUGUCAAGGCGGCUACCGAGGCACACAGCUCUCCGUCCAAAGCUACCACUGCCAAGAUUGGCUCAACUAACAAAACGGGUUCAGAGGCGAAGGCUGAAAAGCAGAAGUCGACGGCAUCUGCCUCGUCUUCUUCGGACAACUCGAAUCGGCAUUCAUCGUGCAAUACCGUUAUGUCGCUUUUGAACAGUCCGCCGACGAAUGAGGCACAAUCCUCGUCAUUUAAGCCGACGGUGACUUCGCUUCCAAUGCUGAACCCCGCCAAAGAUAAAGCCACGUCUUCGUCAAAGCCGUCGAUGGCAAUGCCGGCCAACUUCCAGGUGUACGUGAAGAUGGAGCAGAAGAAUGGGCGUUUCCCGCUGUGCCCGCGUCCGAUGCCGAAUGUGAAGUCCGUGCAGGCGGUCCGAAAGGAAGUGUCCACCGCUCCCAAGUCGUCGAAGCCGACGGCCGCCCGAAAAUCGAAGCAGGGCCAACCUGGUGCAGCGGGACGCGGUCUUAGCGCGUUUGAUAUCCUGCGUGAAGUGGCGUCACAGGAGAUCGACGAGGGCGCUGCGCCAGUGAAGCCGAAGCGCGAGAAGCGUACGUCGACCAGCCGAACAAGCAGCACAAGCGCGAACAAGCGUGCCAAGAUUGAUGUAUCCACGAGCUCGUCGAAUGCAAGCGCCUCGCCGGGGUGCGCAACGUCCGCAGGUGCGCCCAGCCACCCUGUUGCUGCAGAUACCACCCAUUCGUCCCAGACCCGCGAGCGUAUCCAGAUGAACUCCUUCGUGGACCUGCACUUCAGUAUCCGCAAGGAAAUGUAUCUGCGCUUCUGUCGGCUAGAGGAAGAGGGGAUGCUGACGCGAGACUCGGCGCAUCUGCUGCGCUCGCUCAUCUACCCGACAUCGGAGCGAUUCCAAGAUCUCAAGUUCGUUUACCUGGUGAACAAGGACCUGCCAUCGGUACAACUCACAAAACGGCUGCUGGAAGCGGUGCCGUACCCCCCAGCGGUGGCAAAGCCCAUUGCUACCACCGUUCCUCACGCUCCCCCUGCUGCGGCUAUUCGAUCUCCGCUGGGUGGGAAGGGUAUUGCAGGACUCCCCAUGACUAUGGGGAUGUUUUCAGCUGGAUUGGGGAGAAACUCGUCGCCUGCAAGCACACCGCGGAUGGGAUUGCUGCCCCCUCCUCCAGGAUCGACGCUGCUGAGACCGGAACCUCCGCGACCAGAUGAAUCCUCAAGACUUGCGUCUGGAAGUGGCAGUGCUCCACAGUCUCAGCCUCAGCCUCAAGCCCAGCCUGUGUCUCAACCCCAGCCGCAGCCACAGCCUCAGCCGCAGCGUUCUGUCCCAGUACCCGCGCCGGCGACCACCGCGAAGCGGCCUGAAAUGCUGCUGAUGGAGCAGCUCGCGCCGACGCACCGCCCUGUAACUAGCCAGCCCCAGCAGCAGCCGCAACAGCAGCAGCAGCGACUAUUGAAUUCAAGGUAA